AUGGUGAAGAUGCCUAAAACAAUCAGGACUUACUGUCCUAAGUUGAAGACUCACACCGUUCAUAAGGUCACUCAAUAUAAGAAAGGAAAGGAAUCCUCCUUAGCUCAAGGCAGACGAAGAUACGAUGCAAAGCAAAAAGGUUACGGUGGCCAGACAAAGCCUAUUUUCAGAAAAAAGGCUAAAACUACAAAGAAAGUCGUUCUUAGACUUGAGUGCACCAAAUCAAAGGUUAGAAGGCUAAAAGUUAUUAAGAGAUGCAAGACUUUCAUUAUUGAAGAAAAGAAAAAGAAGUAG
This is a messenger RNA of Blepharisma stoltei, 294 nucleotides long. The record is from the annotation of a GenBank genome assembly. NCBI's taxonomy places the organism in Eukaryota, Ciliophora, Heterotrichea, Heterotrichida, Blepharismidae.